AUAUGGUAGUAGUGAAGCAAAAGGGGUGGGAAAGGUAUCAGAAACACAGAGGCUGUGCGAUUUACUCACUUGGUUAGAGAAUCUUCACUGGCCAUGGCUCUCCUUCAGUUUCUGCAGCUCAGCUCAACUUCCUCCUGGCUACUUGCAUCAAUCCUCCUCCUUGUUAUCUUGAAGUUUUGCUGGAAGAACAAGUCAAGAACAAGAAAGCUCAAUCUUCCACCGAGCCCUCCAAAGCUACCGAUCAUUGGCAACCUUCACCAGCUUGGUAGCAUGCCCCACCUGUCUCUCAGCCGCCUUGCAAAGAGGUUUGGUCCAAUCAUUUUCUUACAACUAGGUGAGGUCCCAACAGUUGUAGUUUCAUCUGCUAGAAUGGCAGAGGAAGUCAUGAAAACCCAUGAUCUUGCAUUUUCAAGCCGUCCCCAGAUCUUUUCAGCCAUGCAUCUCUUUUAUAACUGCACUGACGUUGUUUUCUCCCCUUAUGGUGCAUACUGGAGGCAUAUUCGGAAAAUCUGCAUCCUUGAACUACUAAGUGUCAAACAAGUUCAAGCAUAUGGCUUUGUAAGAGAAGAAGAAGUUGCCCAUCUGAUUCAAAGAGUUGCAGAGUCUUAUCCCAGAAGCACAAAUCUGACCAAGAUGCUUGGAUUUUAUGCAAAUGAUGUUCUUUGCAGAAUUGCAUUUGGAAGGGAUUUCUCAAAAGGAGGAGAGUAUGAUCGGCAUGGAUUCCAAAAGAUGCUUGAAGAAUACCAAGAAUUACUUGGAGGAUUUAGCAUCGGAGAUUUCUUCCCCUCUAUGGAGUUCAUACACAGCUUAACAGGAAUGAAAUCAAGACUUCUGAACACUUUUCGACGCUUUGAUAUGUUUUUUGAUGAGGUGAUAAAUGAACAUCUCAAUCCUGAGAGAGAAAAGAAGCAGGAUCUUGUUGACGUAUUGCUCAACAUCCAGCACGAUGGAUCUAAAGAAACAUCCCUCACCAUGGAUAAUAUUAAAGCCAUCAUCUUGGACAUGUUUGCUGCAGGAACAGACACUACCUUUAUUACUCUUGAUUGGGGGAUGACAGAGCUUAUCAAGAACCCCAAAGCCAUGGAAAGGGCUCAAGCUGAAGUGAGGAACAUUGUAGGAGGGAGAAAAGUUGUCCUAGAGAGUGACUUGCCUCAGUUACACUACAUGAAAGCUGUCAUCAAAGAGAUAUUUCGGUUGCAUCCUCCAGCUCCAGUCUUAGUCCCUAGAGAGUCCAUGGAAGAUGUAAUCAUAGAUGGGUUUGAUAUUCCUGCCAAGACACGGAUCUUUGUCAACGCCUGGGCAAUAGGGAGAGACCCAGAGUUAUGGGAAAAUCCUGAAUCAUUUGAACCAGAAAGAUUUAUGGGUAGUACAAUUGAUUUCAAGGGGCAAGAUUUUGAGUUGACACCUUUUGGAGCAGGUAGAAGAAGCUGUCCAGCUAUUUCAUUUGCAACUGCAACUGUUGAGCUUGCUCUGGCUCAGCUCCUACAUAGCUUUGAUUGGGAGCUUCCUCCUGGUGUCAAUGCUAAAGAUCUGGAUAUGACAGAAGUUUUUGGCAUCACAAUGCACAGGAUAGCUAACCUGGUAGUCAUUGCAAAACCACCUAUUAUGGAGGAUGGGGCAUCAGUAACAGGUUAAACGAUAAUCUGAAAGAGUUAUUCAUGUAGCUCCCUUUUAUCAAAAUGUAAUAUAUAUGAAGAAAGCAGAAAAUAAAGGGCAGUACUGGGUUAUGGCCACCAAUAAGUUGUUAAGGCAACUAAAUCUAUAUUUAAUGU
Messenger RNA from Rubroshorea leprosula, 1772 nucleotides. The record is from the annotation of a GenBank genome assembly. NCBI's taxonomy places the organism in Eukaryota, Viridiplantae, Streptophyta, Magnoliopsida, Malvales, Dipterocarpaceae.